This is a messenger RNA of Tripterygium wilfordii, 1181 nucleotides long. Its product is annotated as tetratricopeptide repeat protein 1-like. The transcript has 5 exons. NCBI's taxonomy places the organism in Eukaryota, Viridiplantae, Streptophyta, Magnoliopsida, Celastrales, Celastraceae. The record is from RefSeq and is a predicted model, not a curated record. Gene Ontology annotation, molecular function: protein binding. The coding region runs from base 81 to 914 and encodes 277 amino acids.
AAUCGUUUUUGUUUAAAACCUUCUGCCAAGCAAAACUUCAUUCCACACCGACUUGAAUCGCCAGACCUGUUGGGAAAAAAAUGGUGCUAAUCGAGCAAGAAGGGAAUGAAGAAAUCGUUGUUAACGUUAGAAAUCCUCCGAAAGCGCCACAACCAUCAUCGUCAACGGCAACGAAAACUACUGAUUCAAGGGACGAUUCGGCAGCGGCAGCAUCGGCAACUAUUAAUGGGGACGCCUCUGAUGGCUUUGAAACGGCCAGUGAAGGAGAUGCAGAAGAAGCUAAAGGCACUCCUGAAGACCAACAACCGGGGCAGCAAGAAGAGCAAUCAAAGGAUGAUUCCUCCGAAAUUCUUGCAAACGAAGACGAAUUGAAGCAGAAAGCAUUGGCACAGGCAAAUGAUGCAAAAUUAGAAGGCAAUAAGCUGUUUGGAGACAGUCAAUAUGAGGGAGCAUUAUCACAAUAUGAGUUUGCUUUGCAAGUUGCACCGGAGAUGCCCUCAUCCGUGGAAUUGCGUUCAAUAUGCCAUUCAAAUCGUGCAAUUUGUUUCAUGAAACUAGGAAAAUAUGAAGAUGCUAUAAAGGAAUGCGCUAAAGCGCUGGAACUCAACCCUACCUAUAUGAAGGCUUUGAUUAGAAGAGGAGAGGCUCAUGAAAAGCUUGAACACUUUGAAGAAGCGAUUUCUGAUAUGAAGAAGAUUUUGGAAUUGGAUCCUUUAAAUGAGCAAGCUCGGAGAGCCAUUCAUAGGUUGGAGCCUCUUGCCGCGGAGAAGCGAGAGAAGAUGAAGGAAGAGAUGAUUGGAAAGCUGAAGGACUUGGGCAACUCAGUGUUGGGACGCUUUGGGAUGAGCAUCGAUAAUUUCAAAGCUGUUAAAGAUCCAAACACUGGCUCCUAUUCAGUUCAAUUCCAACGUUAAGUUGGUCAUUUGUGGUCCUUUCUUCAAUUAAAGAAACAAUACAAGGACUAUAGCUAUGGAGACGGAGAUGCGUGAAUAGGAUAUUGUUUUCGCAGCAGUCAUGAUCACUUGUAAAAUGCUGCAGAAUGGAUUUACUCUUCAAACUUGAUAAGAAGGUCAUCUCCUAUUUUGAGGAUUACAUGUUGCUGUUGUGAAAUGACUUGUAUAUUGAUUACUGAAUAUUUAUUGCUUGUUUAAAGGUUUUUUUUAAUUGCUCUUUCACCUUUC